UGAACUACAUUCACAGGUCAUUCAUGACAGGACUUUUCAGCGUGGUGUUUGUCGAACAGCACUUCCACAUAAAAAGGAUAACUUCAUGGACACCAGAGCUAUUCUGAAAGCUUCCGGUUAUCUUAUGUUAACGGUCAUCAACAUCCCAUCCAAUCUGUUCAUCUGCUGUGCCUUCCUUCACACUCGUCUGACUGAAGCUAAGCUCACUCCCGCUGAUGUCAUAUUAUGCCACCUGGCCAUUGCCAACCUGACCUCAGCCUUUACUCGCAGUGUCCCUCAGAUGCUGACAGCAUUUGGCUGCGAGAACUUAUUUGAUGAUAUUGGCUGCAAACUCUUGUUUUUCUUCUACCGGACAUCAAGAACUCUGUCCAUAAAGUUUACCUGCCUCUUAAGCACCUACCAAGCUGUGCUAGUAGCCCCUGCCACCUCCAUACUUGACUCCCUAAAAUACAAAAUCCCAAAGUACCUGCACAUCAUCAUUGCAAGCCUCUAUGCCAUUUCCUUCACAUGUAGUAUUCAUCCAAUUCUGUUUACCUACGCGACACUUAUCAACAACACCAUACCCCCUUACACAUUUAUUUAUGAGUACUGUUAUCUCACGUUUCCAAAUUUUACUGUUUAUAUUUCCAUAGGUUUGUCCCUCUUUUUCAGGGAUUUUUCCUUCAUAGUAAUGAUGGCUGUCAUGAGCUGCUACAUCUUGGUGCUGCUAUAUCGGCAUGGUAAAAAAGUGAAGAACCUUCGAAGUUCAGACAAUGGAACCUCAGGAUCCAGAGCAGAGACCAAGGCCUCCCGUGCAGUGGUCACUUUGGUUAUCCUCUACACUGUCUUCUUUGAGGGGGACAAUGCAAUCUGGCUAUACUCAUUGACCAUCCUAAGGGUGGCACCUCUUAUUUCAGACAUCCGGGGCUUUUUUGCCAUACUUUAUACAUCUGUAUGCCCUGUGGUGGUCAUUGUUACUAAUCCUAAGGUGAAGGCCAAGCUCAAAGUGACCAAGCCCAGGGUUUUGCCUCAUUCAACGAAUACCAGCUCUUCAACUUUGUGACAGAAAACUGGCAGAGUGAACAAAAUAAACAGGUACAUGGCAUUGGCAUGCAGGAAAGGCUGAAGUUUGUCUAUAAAGUGCAAUAAAACUAAUGGAGAAGGAGACAAAAUCUCAGUGCUUGCUUACUUCAGAAGCUGUGAUUAAAUAUUUGACUAAUGUGCAACCAAGGUGACAUAAAUCAGUUAGAGCUCAGAAAGGUUCAAUGACACGCACGGGGUCACACA
This is a messenger RNA of Erpetoichthys calabaricus (reedfish), 1266 nucleotides long. Its product is annotated as olfactory receptor class A-like protein 1. The record is from RefSeq and is a predicted model, not a curated record. Gene Ontology annotation, molecular function: pheromone receptor activity. The transcript is spliced from 2 exons. Gene Ontology annotation, cellular component: membrane. NCBI's taxonomy places the organism in Eukaryota, Metazoa, Chordata, Cladistia, Polypteriformes, Polypteridae. Bases 86 to 1042 code for a protein of 318 amino acids. Gene Ontology annotation, biological process: G protein-coupled receptor signaling pathway.